CCGUGAAUCUGAUCAUCCUAGGGCCACGCUUGUUGCACUUCACCAUAUGCAACCAAGACUCUUCCUGUGGCUUUUCUUCCUCUCGUCCCUCCUCAAUUUCCAACACAAAAAUUUCCUUACCCUUGCACUUGUGGCCUGGCGCAAAUUUCUCGUUGCAAGUAAAGCACAAGCCUUUUUCUCUUCGCCUUUGUAUAUCAUCCUCCGUCAGCCGUCGGUAGUUGCUAGUGGUGCGUGUUCCAUUGCCGACUGUUGUCUUGACCUCGGCCUGUGGGAGCGUAUCGUCGACCGCGACGCUCGCGCGCCGAGCGUCCGUGCGCCCCUCGCUCGGUCUGGCCCUGCGCACUGCCGCGAGAUGAUCCUCGUGCAGUCGCGCUGCUUCCAUGGCAGCCCUU
Messenger RNA from Striga hermonthica, 392 nucleotides. The record is from the annotation of a GenBank genome assembly. Lineage: Eukaryota; Viridiplantae; Streptophyta; Magnoliopsida; Lamiales; Orobanchaceae.